Molecule: messenger RNA, 4274 nt
Organism: Ictalurus furcatus (blue catfish)
Lineage: Eukaryota; Metazoa; Chordata; Actinopteri; Siluriformes; Ictaluridae
Gene: rtn1a
Product: reticulon 1a
Exons: 9
Coding region: 213-2414 (733 amino acids)
Biological process (GO): neuron differentiation; endoplasmic reticulum tubular network formation; brain development
Cellular component (GO): neuron projection; postsynaptic density
Source: RefSeq, a predicted model, not a curated record
CACACUCCGAACCAAACACACGCAUCCAGCCUCUCAGUUGACGCUUCAGUGUUCAGCGCGGUGGAAACCCCGAGCACUUCCGGUCAGAUAAAACAAUAACCUGUGUAAGAUCUGUGAGAUUUAUUUUUUUUAAACGCUGUUCGCUCUGUCUCCGACCUGAUCCGAUCUGCGCGCGCGCGCGUGUGUGUGUGUGUGUGUGAGUGUGAGUGAGCAUGUCCGGGACCGGAGAACCGUACGGAGAGGAGCGCGAGCUGCCCGGGCCGUGUUUCGGGCGGAUGCGCGAGGAGAAGGAGGAGGAAGAGGAAGAGAAGAUGAAGGCGCUUAAACCGACCUGUCCGGGUGAUGAUGCGCGCGGAGGAACCGGCGUUGCCAUGGAAACUGCAUCCUCAGAUUCUGUGUCUAAUCUGUUCCUGAACUCUUCCUCUGAGCGGAGUGACCUCUACACCUCCCUCCUCUCCUCCAACUCCUCCUCCUCAAACCUGUUCAGUGCCGGCGUUCCUCUCUUCUCCUCCAAGGAUGAUCGUUCUCCUCCCGCUCCUCUGGGGAGCGACUCUGGAAUUGGGAUGACCCCCGGUGACCCCUGCGACCUCCACACCCAGAAAAGCGAGCCCUACAACUACAUGGAUAUGAGCGACAAUCUUUGUGACCUUGGUAACCGUAGUAACACUGGCUCAAAAAAGCAGCCAGUAAGGAGCCACAUGGAUCCUGAUGAUGAUGAUGAUGAAGAUGAUGAAGAUGAUGAAGAUGGGUCCAUGGAUUUUAAGUUGAAGAUGGAGAAGGAGCCGUUCAAUUUGGGAAGCUACCUGGAGAAGAAUCCUGAAAGCCUGGCAGUGAAGGGAGAACUGGGAAACACCUUCCCGUACGUGGAGGACCAAUCGGACGACGAGUUACUAGAGAACAGACCACGCCCUGUCAGUCCAGUGAAGAUCACCGUGACGACAGAUUCCUGUAUCCUAGUAACAGAGCAAGCACGAGGUGGAGUGUCUGAGAGGGAAAGCGUACUGAGUUUGGGAAAAGAAGGAGUUCCUACGGUAACGCUGUCCGAACCAGAGGAUGACAGCGCUGCUUCAUCUGUCAAUCAUUCCCCUAGCCACUCCCCUACAGGAAGAGAGUCGCCCUCGGACAUCUUGUUCCAGCCCGUAAGGAUGAACAACAGCUCCCUCUAUCAGGAGACCAAGGUCCCUAUGAAGCCCUCAUCACUGUUUGGGAUGCGGGACAGCGGAGAAUCCGGAGAAUCCGAAAUCGAGCCUGAUUCCCCAAGACGUGAAAAGCAGUUCAGCGCCAAAGACAGACCUGGCAACCCGUUUGAGCCGUCAGUCGCGGGUGUGGAGAUGAACCGAGGCAACAAGGGAAGAUCUAACAAUCCUUUCGAGGUCUCCGUGAACACGAAGGGGGAAUUUGUGCAACAUGGCAACCCCCCGCUUUACAGCCUGCUGCGUGAGGAGAGGGAGGCGGAGCUAGACAGUGACCUGCUCAUCGAGUCGGCUUCUGAGGAGAGCCCUAAGAGGGAGCAGGUACUGAAGUGCACCCUAAAACCGAGCUCCCCUCUGAGCUCACCUCCACCUGUGAGCAGCGCCGUCUCACCGCCUCGGAAAGAGAAAGAACAGGAAGUAAAGGAAGAAAAGAAGGAAAAGCCCAGCGCAGCACUGAGAGAGGAAUCCAACACUCAGACGCAACAACAGGAAGAUAAAAUGUACACCAAAGCCAAGCCUGGAGUGACGGCGUCUUGUGAACGGCGCCCUCUAGAGGACGGAGGGAAUAAAACUGCGGUGAUUAGUACUGAAGAAAAAAGAGACGCUAAAGAGGCGGAGCUGCUGCCCUUCCUGCACCACUUCAACAAACAGAAAGUGGUGGAGCUGCUGCGCUGGCGGGACGUGAAACAGACGGCCGUGUUGUUCAGCAGCGUGUUGUUGCUGCUCUUCUCUCUGACUCAGUUCAGCGUGGUGAGCGUGAUCGCGUACCUCGCCCUCGCCGCGCUCUCCACCACCAUCAGCUUCAGAGUGUACAAGUCCGUGCUGCAGGCCGUGCAGAAGACCGACGAUGGACACCCCUUCAAGGCGUAUCUGGAGAAGGAGAUCUCUCUCUCCCCUGAGCAGAUCAGUAAAUACGUGGAGAAAGUGCAGCUCUAUGUGAAUUACACACUGAAGGAGCUGCGUAGGCUGUUCCUCGUCCAGGACCUCGUCGACACGUUAAAGUUUGCAGUGUUGAUGUGGUUACUGACGUACGUCGGCGCUCUGUUUAACGGCCUCACUCUACUCCUUCUGGCUGUGGUGUGUGUGUUCACCGUGCCGCUGGUGUAUGAGAAAUACCAGAAACAGAUAGAUCAGUAUCUGGGACUGGUGAGAACGCAGGUGAACUCUGUAAUGACGAAGUUGAGGGAGAAGGUUCCGGGAGCGAAGAGGAAGGGUGAAUAAAAUCCCUCCAUCUAAAAGCCCCUUAACACUGCAAAGCCAGUAACGAUUACAGCAAGGCUGCGUCCCAAUCCUGUUUAACACGCCCUCCUCGACUUCUGCUUCCCCUUCACUAGCUCGUAACGUACAGUCAUCAAGCUGACAUCGCUGCGGCCUUCAGGAGCACAAAUCACCCAGAAUGCACUGCUCCGUGAACCCUAAGCCCUGAGGUUUGGGUUUUUGACCCGACGGGAGCACGUAGUGUGUAACCCUCGGAGGAAAUCAUCUGCGCUACACAGUUCGUGCUGCGUGCACAGUCCUCCGUGUGAUACACACUCCAUGCACACACUGCUAAAGCGAAGUCGACGAGGGUGUUUUAAAGAGGAGCCCGAGCCUGUAGGUGUGUGCGAUCACAAACCAUCAGGAUUAUGAUGACGCUGUAUCGGGAAUUUAUGAUAUCAUCACCAUGUUGUAUAUCUUAAUCAAACAUGAUCACAUGAUUAGCUCUAGCUGCUCUGAUUGGACCGCAUGUUAGCCAACCAACAGCCUCAAAUCGGUAAUCAUCAUGAUAUGAUUCGGGGUGAUGAUCGACACAUGCCUAUAAAAAUACAUUUCAAAAGAAUUGAAAAAGCACACAGUAAUGAAUAUUAAUCAGAUUAAACCCUGCCAAAACAAGUUUCGAUACGAUACGAAGUCAUUCAUCACGACGCCACUGCCGUAUGCGCUACACGGAUUUACAGAUUUGAUCGAUUUACAAAAAUAGGCCACGCCCACAAGAACGUGUUUGUGCAGGACAGACGGACGAUGCCGCUAGAUUAAAAUAAACAAACAACCGUAAUGUUCAAAUGAAUAAACAGUGUGUUUUUGUGAAAGAGUUAAGUGCUUUAAACAGAGUAAAUGCUAUUUACUGAGCGCCGUAAACACGUGUGGCCAUCUAGUGGACAGGAGUAACAACUGCAGUCCAACAUAAGAAAAUAAUAUGAAUCUCUUCAGUGCUGUUACUCUACAGUAAAAUCAGCAAACAAACAAACAAACAAACAAACAAACAAACAAACAUCCGACACCUGGGACACACACUGAAUCAUUAAUAACGUCACCAUUAAAAUCUCCCAGACUGCCAGUAGAGGUGAAGGACACGCGCUUUUUCUCUCAUUUAACUUCGGAUUAAAACGCAUGCAUGUCAGUCUUUAGUAAAUAUUAUUAAAAUAUCACUUUCUUUCUGUGCUUUCAUUCUGCACUGCUUCAAUCUAACUGUAAGAACAUCUCUCUCUCUCACACACACACACACACACACACACACACACUCCUGCUCAGUCGCCGUUACAUCACUGCUUACACACACACACGUAUUAAUAUGAAUAUAUUGUGAAUGAUUUUCUCCUGUGUGUGUGUGUGUGUGUGUGUGUGUUGAACACAGGAAUAUGAAAGUGUGUUAAGUGUAAUUCUGCUUUUGUAAAGUCAUGAGCGUGUUCAGUUCAGUGUCGGUGGUUUGAGCUCAGCGUGGACUCUGUAACUGUUUGCUCUCACGUAUUUAAUUGAUGAACAAAAUAAAUAAAUGUGCUGUAAUGUAAAACGUGUGUUACACGUGUGUGCAAUGAUUGAUUUAUAAAAAUAGGCCACGCCCACCCGAACGUGUUUGUGCAGGACAGACGGACGAUGCCGCUAGAUUAAAAUAAACAAACAACCGUAGUGUUCAAAUGAAUAAACAGUGUGUUUUUGUGAAAGAGUUAAGUGCUUUAAACAGAGUAAAUGCUAUUUACUGAGCGCCGUAAACACGUGUGGCCAUCUAGUGGACAGGAGUAACAACUGCAGUCCAACAUAAGAAAAUAAUAUGAAUCUCUUCAGUGCUGUUACUCUACAGUAAAAUCAGCAAACAAACAAACA